This is a messenger RNA of Cynara cardunculus var. scolymus (artichoke), 882 nucleotides long. Its product is annotated as calcium uniporter protein 5, mitochondrial-like. The transcript is spliced from 2 exons. The record is from RefSeq and is a predicted model, not a curated record. Gene Ontology annotation, cellular component: uniplex complex; mitochondrial inner membrane. Lineage: Eukaryota; Viridiplantae; Streptophyta; Magnoliopsida; Asterales; Asteraceae. Gene Ontology annotation, molecular function: uniporter activity; calcium channel activity. Gene Ontology annotation, biological process: calcium import into the mitochondrion; mitochondrial calcium ion homeostasis. Bases 1 to 882 code for a protein of 293 amino acids.
AUGUGGCGGUCGUCGUUUCCGUUGCUGAAACAGGGCGUGACGUCGACGGUUGGUAGGUGUAAGCCGACAUCAUUUGGAUUGACAAGAACCGCUUUUGUUGAAUCAAAUAAUGGAUUAUGCGGUUGUUUGUUCUCGACUUCGGGAGGCGUAGGGGUGGGGCGUAGUGGUAAUGGUAAUGGUGGGGGUAGUGCAUCAGUUGAGGAGGUGAAUAAGAUGAUGAGAUCGGUGGAUGUGGAGGCUGUAAAAGCGAAGCUAGGUACGGGUGGUAAUGAGGUGGUUCGCUAUUCGGAGCUUUUACAGGCGUGUGAGAGUAUGGGUGUCGCCAAAUCUGCUGAGGAAGCGAAGGAGAUUGUGAAAGGUCUUGACGAUGCUGGUGUCAUUUUCAUCUUCAGAGAUAAAGUUUAUCUUCAUCCCCAUAAGGUGAUGGAUCUUGUUAGAAGAGCAGUUCCUCUUGCUCUGAUGCCUGAAGAUGAUCCUGAGAAAGAAGAGCUGAAGAGGCUACAAGCAAAGCAGGAAGAGAUCGACGUGCUGGCACACAAACAGGUGCGACGCAUCCUCUGGGGUGGGCUCGGACUUUCAAUCGCACAAGUUUCACUGUUUUUCCGGCUAACUUUCUGGGAAUUCUCAUGGGAUGUUAUGGAACCAAUCACAUUCUUCACUACCAGUUCUGGUUUGAUAUUGGGGUAUGCUUACUUCCUCUUCACUUCAAGGGACCCCAGUUACCAAGACCUCAUGAAACGGUUGUUUUUGUCGCGUCGAAGAAAGCUGAUGAAAAAGCACAAUUUCAAUGUGGAAAGAUUGAUGGAGCUUCAGAAGAAAUGCAAAUCGCCAUUGGAGUCAGGGAUGAUGCUGGAAACUGAUGAUCUGUUGCAUAGGAAUUGA